Lepisosteus oculatus (spotted gar) is the source of this 951-nucleotide messenger RNA. Its product is annotated as odorant receptor 131-2-like. Gene Ontology annotation, molecular function: G protein-coupled receptor activity; odorant binding; olfactory receptor activity. Gene Ontology annotation, cellular component: membrane. NCBI's taxonomy places the organism in Eukaryota, Metazoa, Chordata, Actinopteri, Semionotiformes, Lepisosteidae. Gene Ontology annotation, biological process: G protein-coupled receptor signaling pathway; detection of chemical stimulus involved in sensory perception of smell. The record is from RefSeq and is a predicted model, not a curated record.
AUGAACACCUCUGUAGGUGCUUCAACCUGCAGCAACAUCUCCUGCUUCAAGGUUAGAGACACUCUUGAGACAGCAGUGGCAAAAAACACAAUCAUUGUCCUCCUGUGCAUCUCCAUCAACUUCAUCAACGGGACUCUGGUGUACGUGUUCUUCAAGAAUGAGAUCCUCUACCAAAAUUCCCGCUACAUCCUCUUCAUCCACAUGGUUCUCAAUGACAUGAUCCAAUUGACCAUUGCCGUACUCUUGCAUGUGUUCAGCUAUGUGUUUUUUACCAUUAACGUCUCUUUCUGCUGCGUCAUGUUGUUGAUUGCCAUCUUCACCACAAUCAACACCCCUCUGAACCUGGCAGGCAUGGCCAUCGAGCGCUACAUCGCCAUCUGCCACCCCCUGCGCCACUCCCAGAUCUGCACUGUGCGCCGCACCUACGUCCUCAUUGCCCUCAUCUGGACCCUGGGCGCCAUUCAGAUUCUGCCAGAUCUGUUUGUGAUCCUGGCAACAGAACCUUUCGCUUUCUUCCACUCCACUGUUUUUUGUUUGCGGGACACGGUUUUCCGGCAUCCAGUCCUACUGAAAAAGAAGACCAUCUUGCACACUGUGUACCUGUGUUUUGUCUGGCUCACCCUCGUGUACACGUAUUUCAGGAUCCUGUUCGCAGCCAAGGCUGCCAGAGCAGACGCUAGAAAGGCUCGCAACACCGUCCUGCUGCACGCCGCCCAGCUCUUUAUGUGCAUGUUCACUUACAUAGGACCCCUGCUGGAGGGCAUUCUCUUUUACAUUUUCCCAAAGCACCAGUUAGAAGUGCAAUUCGCUAUUUAUCUAUUUGUUCAAGUGUUGCCCAGAUUCUUGAGUCCCAUUAUCUAUGGAAUCAGAGACCAGACUUUUAAAAAAUAUCUACAAAAUUACUUCUGUCUGUGUAAAAUAUGUAAAUUUAGACAAUCCAGCUCUUCCUAA